Pomacea canaliculata is the source of this 706-nucleotide messenger RNA. RefSeq names its product 60S ribosomal protein L18-like. Gene Ontology annotation, cellular component: ribosome; cytosolic large ribosomal subunit. Lineage: Eukaryota; Metazoa; Mollusca; Gastropoda; Architaenioglossa; Ampullariidae. The record is from RefSeq and is a predicted model, not a curated record. Gene Ontology annotation, molecular function: RNA binding; structural constituent of ribosome. Gene Ontology annotation, biological process: translation.
AGUGAUCUCCCGCAAUUUCCCAUCAUUCUACACUCCUUUCCCACUUCCUUUUCCUGUAAACCAUCAUGGGUAUCGAUAUCACCCACAAGUAUGACCGAAAGGUCCGUCGGACGGAACCGAAGUCGCAGGAUAUCUACUUGCGUCUGCUGGUUAAGCUGUACAGAUUCCUGGCACGCCGUACAAAUGCCAAAUUCAAUAAAAUAAUACUGAAGAGACUCUUCAUGAGCAAAACUAAUCGGCCACCAUUAUCUUUGUCUAAAGUGAUUCGCUUAAUGAAGAAACCUGGGCGUGAGGGCAAGACUGUGGUGGUUGUAGGUACUGUUACAGAUGAUGUUCGCAUUCACAAGAUCCCAAACUGAAGGUAUGUGUGUGCACUUCGUGUGACUGAAGGUGCCAGAGCCCGUAUUCUGAAGGCUGGAGAACUCUUAACCUUUGAUCAACUGGCUCUGCGUGCUCCAAGGGAAAACACCGUUCUUGUGCAAGGACCACGCAAAGCUCGUGAGGCAUACAGGCACUUUGGACCUCCUCCUGGUGUACCUGGCAGCAAAGCAGCCCCACAUGUACGGUCCAAGGGCAGAAAGUUCGAACGGGCACGUGGUCGCAGAAAGAGCCGUGGGUACAAGAAUUAAGGCAGUGUCUUCACAGCCAUUUGCUUGGACUUUGUGGGUGUACAGUGUCUUGUUGCAAUAAACAACCUGUACAGUCA